This is a messenger RNA of Penicillium verhagenii, 639 nucleotides long. RefSeq lists its product as uncharacterized. The transcript has 2 exons. Lineage: Eukaryota; Fungi; Ascomycota; Eurotiomycetes; Eurotiales; Aspergillaceae. Bases 1 to 639 code for a protein of 212 amino acids. The record is from RefSeq and is a predicted model, not a curated record.
AUGGCUGACGACGAGGAUCAAGACAUCUUCGACUCGCUGGAGCGCGAAGCCUCCGAGUUCACAAAAGAUGCGGAGAUCGAUCGCAUUCGCAAGGCAUUCUCCCUUGAUGCUUACGCCGUUCUAGACCUACAGCCUGGUGUUCCUGAGAAGGACAUCAAGGUACAAUAUCGCAAGAAAUCCCUUCUGAUUCACCCGGAUAAGACCAAGAAUCCUGCCGCGCCAGAUGCCUUUGAUCGACUCAAAAAGGCACAACUUGCACUCCUCGACGAGAAAGAGCGCACCUACCUAGACGAAUGCAUUGCAGACGCACGACGUCUCCUGAUCCGUGAACACAAGUACACCCUUGACUCCCCGGAAUUGAAGACGGAUGAGUUCAAGAAGGAAUGGCGACAGAAGACCGUUCACGUCCUGUUAGAGGAGGAGGCACGGCGGCGGCGACAAGCCAAAGCGCGCAUGCAAGAAGAGGGACGGGAGAAGCGCAAAGAAGAAGAGGAACUUGAUGCGCGCAAACGGAAGCGCGAUCAAGACAAGGCAUGGGAAGAUACUCGGGAGGAGCGCAUUGGAAGCUGGCGCGAUUUCAAGAAAGGGAAAGGAAGCGACGACAAAAAGAAGAAAAAGAAGAUGAAAGUCCUCGGAUAA